UAUCCAGGCUUCUACAUUAAACAGAUCCAUCCAUUCCCCCCCGGAACCACGCCCCUCCCCCUGCGCCUCAAUCCCCACCCACUCCAUCGGGCGUUUGUCCCGUCCAUCGGCCAUGUCCGAGACCCCGGUGGGCGUGACCGUGAGCCAGUUUCAACUUGCACUGGACGAAUCCUCGGGUCUGCCCGCGGCUUUUGUGCAAAUCCUCCAUUUCGGCCCGGCCCUCUGGUGGGUGUGGAUCGGGGACAGUCAGGCUCAAGCCGGAGAUUUGGCCGUGGCCUUUCCCGGAGUCCACACCGCUGCUGCCCGAACCUCUGUCUUGGGUUCUUUGAACGAUUCCGUGUCUGAAGAGUUGUGCGCCAAGCUCAGUCAGCGGCUCCGGAAUCCGAUCUACCUCAGUUACAAUUACUUGACCACUGCUCGAGCCAUGGCCGAAUUGGAAAAGGCCCUUUUGGUGGCCUUAAAAGAUCGUCAACUUGUGUAAUCGUUAUUCGUGUCGUGUUAGGGCUGUGAUUGGCUCAGGGAAAGGUGCCGAGUGUCAAGAUGCGGCGUAGAGCCGGAGUGGGGGCUAUUCAUAAGAAGAAGUUGGAGGACGGCAAGUAUAAAGACAAGAGUAAUGUGUUGGCCGAGCAUCAGUUGAGUGAGAUGUCCCGACAAUUGGAGACCUUUCGGGCCAAUUUGGAAGAGUUUGCCCGGGAUCACAAGGCCGAGAUCAAAAAGGAUCCGGCCUUCCGGAAGCACUUCCAGGAUAUGUGCGCCACGAUUGGCGUGGAUCCGUUGGCUUCGGGCAAGGGCUUUUGGUCGGAAAUGUUGGGCGUGGGCGAUUUCUACUACGAAUUAGGCGUGCAGAUCGUGGAAGUGUGUAUGGCUACGUCGCAUCGCACGGGUGGCCUUAUGGAAUUGAGCGAUUUGCGCAAAAAACUCGUCAAAGCCCGUGGCAAGAGUCGACACCAUCAGGAGAUUUCCAACGACGAUCUAUUGCGGGCUAUCAAGAAGUUGAAGGUUUUGGGCAAUGGAUUCACGGUGAUUCCGCUCAACUCGGGACGGUAUCUCGUACAAUCCAUUCCCGGUGAAUUUUCCAUGGAUCAAACUGCCAUCCUGCAAAAGGCUGAAUCCACCUCUGGAUACGUGUCCUUGACCAUCUUGCGCGAAGAAAUGGGUUGGAACAACGAUCGAAGUCAGAGAGCCUUGGACCAAUUGAUCAAAGAAGGAUUUGCUUGGAUCGAUACCCAAGGGACCUCCGAGGCGUCCUAUUGGUUUCCAAGCAUAUUUACAUCUUCUAUGGAAUAGACUAGAUACACCCUUUGACAACUUAAACACUCGAUCAAA
Tigriopus californicus is the source of this 1326-nucleotide messenger RNA. RefSeq names its product vacuolar-sorting protein SNF8-like (gene lsn). Gene Ontology annotation, cellular component: ESCRT II complex. Gene Ontology annotation, biological process: protein transport to vacuole involved in ubiquitin-dependent protein catabolic process via the multivesicular body sorting pathway. NCBI's taxonomy places the organism in Eukaryota, Metazoa, Arthropoda, Copepoda, Harpacticoida, Harpacticidae. The transcript is spliced from 5 exons. The coding region runs from base 541 to 1287 and encodes 248 amino acids. The record is from RefSeq and is a predicted model, not a curated record.